UUUCUGUCCACAAUUAUCUAUGUAGUGCUGCUCUUGAAUUUUAUCUUCCUUCUUCCUUAUCAAUUUCUCCACUGUUUUGUCUCGAACUUAUGCUUUUAUCUAUUUGGUGCCAUCACUUUACAUUUCUUUUUUUUUUUUUUUUUUUUUUUGACCAUCGUUUCUUUUGUUUCUUCUACAGUCAUCUCUUCUACGCAGUCUCUUAUUCCUUUCUUCUUCUUCUCCUCCUCCUCUACGAACUAUUAUUAGUACUCUGGGUUGGUUCCUUAUCCUUUUCUAGUAUGUCUCUUUACCCUAUUAAUAACAAAAAACCAAUCCACCUCCAAAGAAAAAAAGAAAAGAAUAUAUGCAUAUAUGUAUGUAUAUAAUCAAAAUUAUAUACUCAAAAAACCAUAAACCGCCUUUUUUUUAUGAUUUCUUAACUUACAGUCAUAAUCAAAUCUGAACAACUAUCGCUCCUUACAAUAUAAAUGCAAUCUCCUUCUUAUAGGCUUUAUCCGUAUACGGCCAUAAAAA
Molecule: messenger RNA, 513 nt
Organism: Cokeromyces recurvatus
Lineage: Eukaryota; Fungi; Mucoromycota; Mucoromycetes; Mucorales; Mucoraceae
Exons: 1
Coding region: 90-365 (91 amino acids)
Source: RefSeq, a predicted model, not a curated record